AUGGUCGAGCUACCUGACGGCACCCUAGCUCGGGAUAAACGAGAACUGCCGGCGAAUCAGAAUUGCCCCCCGCCGUAUAGUGGACAUGCAUGCAAGCCAGUCAUUGUUGCAACAUCAAACGGGGGCAGGCACCAGUCAAAAGGAAACUCCGGCAGAAAGGCAAGUAGCAAGUCACGAGGAUGGAGAAGCACUAGUUAUCACCCCCCAAGCAUCCCUGAGUUACAGCAGCUGGCGGAGGCAACGCAAAUCGGGGAACCGGCAAGUUCUUCCGCAGAAGUCAGGCAGCUAGUAGACCACCUCAGUGAGCAAGCCAGGGAAGCAUCUACUUUAAUGGAUCUCACCCUAUUCACCUUCAGCCGAUCUCUAUACUAUAUUACAUCAAAUAGAAGCGAUGGCUCAGAAUUCAAGGAAGUGAACUGGCGGGACACAAGACUCUCCCACUUAAGACACUCCCGAAGGUCCAAGCUUCAGACGAGGAAGAAAUUAAGAGCCCUAGCCCUCGUACCAAUCCCUGAACCGGGCCUCCGCUCUGACUUGCCUUCGCCCUUGGACCUGGACCUGCGCACUUACCGCCUACUCAUGCCAAACACCUGUCUUGCUUUCAGCAUCUCUACUAGCGCGAAAGCCGUUGCUUGUUCGGUCAAAGAGCUCCUUCGGAGAGAUCGAUGGGAUAGGCGUGAAGGCAAAUUCUUCCGGUUAUCUGACUUUCCCUCGACAAUGCCGGAGAUGUUCUCAGAUGCUCAACGAUCGGGGGUUGAGCUGUCCAUGUGA
Messenger RNA from Striga asiatica, 771 nucleotides. The record is from the annotation of a GenBank genome assembly. NCBI's taxonomy places the organism in Eukaryota, Viridiplantae, Streptophyta, Magnoliopsida, Lamiales, Orobanchaceae.